Messenger RNA from Effrenium voratum, 1647 nucleotides. The record is from the annotation of a GenBank genome assembly. NCBI's taxonomy places the organism in Eukaryota, Dinophyceae, Suessiales, Symbiodiniaceae.
AGUUUUUUGGCUCGAGAAUUGAAUGCUGCUUAUUUUGCGCGUCUUGGCGCCAAUUCUAUUUGCAGGAGCUUCAUGGAAUCGCGGCCAUCGCUGGAUGCGACGCUGAAGGAGCUCUCCUCCUGCAAGAAGUCUGGGUCCUGGCGGAAGGCCGUCGCCAUUUUGGAGGCCUGCGGCUCGCAGCAGCUGCAAGUGGACGUUUUCGCCUACGGCUUUGCCAUCAGCGCAUGUCGGGGCCAGUGGCCGCAGGCCGUCUCGCUGCUGGGAGAAGCUGUGGCGCGCCGGCUGCUGUCGGUGGUGGCCUGCAAUGCAGCCGCGAACGCGUGCGGCAAAUCCAGCCAGUGGCGCCAGGCCCUGGCAAUCUUUGAGAGCAUCUCGGCGCACGCUAUGCAGCCCUCGGUGGUGAGCCUCAACUCCCUGGUCGCCUGCCUGCCUUGGCAGCUGAGCCUUUGCCUGCUGGAAAGUGCUCAGCCUGACCUGGUGACCUACAACUCCCUGAUCAAGGGUCUGGGCACUUGGCAGCUGGCCCUUGUUUGCCUCACAGACUUAGAGGCGAAGCAGUUGCAGCCGGACCAGAUCACCUGCAGCAGUCUGCUCAGCCGCUGCGGCUCCUCCUGGCAGAGCGCCCUGCGACUGCUGGGCGACGCUAGGAGCAGAUCCCUUUGGGACGGAAUCUGCUGCAACGCCGCCUGCAGCGCCUGUGAGCGAGCUAGCGCCUGGCAGCAUGCGCUGCAGGUCUUGGAGCUGGAGGCUGAGCUCGGUGCGUCCGACUGGCCGGACGUGGUGGGCUUUAGCGCCUGCGUCAGCGCGUGUCCCUUGGAGAAGGGCCUGCAGCUGCUGCGAGACAUGCGGUCCAGGCAGCUGCGGCCCAACGUGGUGACCUACAGCGCGCUGAUCUCCGCGUGCGAGAAGGCGUCGGACUGGCCCAGGGCUUUGGACAUCCUCCACGGCCUCGCCGCGCCCACGGCGGUGUCCUUCGGCGCCGCCGUCAGCGCCUGCGAGAAGUCCGCAGCCUGGCGCCAGGCGCUGCUGCUGCUGCAGGAGGCCAUGCACCGCCAGCUGUCUUCGGUGGUCACCACCAGCGCGGCCAUCAGCGCCUGUGAGAAGGCCUCCGAGUGGCAGGUGGCUUUGCACCUCUUCGGCGAUGCGGUGUUAGCUCAGCUGCGACCUACGGUGAUCACCUACAACGCCACCAUCAGCGCUUGCGAGAGGAGUGGGUCCUGGCGCCAAGCGCUGGCACUGCUGCAGGUCGCCCAAAGCCAUGGCCUGACAGAUGUGGUGACCUUUAGCAGCUCCUUGUCCGCCUGCGAGAAGGCGGCCCAGUGGCCCCAGGCGCUGCAGUUGCUCCACGAGGUGGAGCGCCGGGGGCUCGAGGUGGACGAGGUGUGCCUAGGGGCGGCCUUGGGCGCGACUGCGCGGGCCAGGCGGUGGCGUCAGGCUUUGCGGCUACUGGAUCGCUCCAUGGCGAAUGCUCUGCGCGCCAACGCGGUGGUCUAUGCUCUGGUGCUGGACGCCUGCGGCGCCGCCGGGCGCUUCGGGAAGAUGCCCUGGGUGCUGGAGCGCCUGAGCAAGGGCUAUGAGUUCGCCCGGUAGUGCGGAAGGCCUCGGAAGUGGAUAGGCCAGGGUCCAUGGGGGCAGAGCCGAAGAGAC